Molecule: messenger RNA, 4868 nt
Organism: Lethenteron reissneri (Far Eastern brook lamprey)
Lineage: Eukaryota; Metazoa; Chordata; Hyperoartia; Petromyzontiformes; Petromyzontidae
Product: basic proline-rich protein-like
Biological process (GO): positive regulation of translation
Cellular component (GO): cytosol; cytoplasmic stress granule
Molecular function (GO): mRNA 3'-UTR binding
Source: RefSeq, a predicted model, not a curated record
GCCUACAAGUACCUGCGGGAGGAGGUGAAGGUGUUCCUCGGAAAACCAAUCAUGGCGCGCAUCAAGACCAAGCCGUUGGCCGUCAACCCCUUCAUGGCGAAGCCUCUGCCGGCGCUGCCCGAGGCCGGGCUGGUGCCCGCCCAGGCGGCGCCGCCGCCGCCUCCCCCGCCCUGCCCCUGCCAGCGUGACGCCGCUGUUCGCGCAGCAGAUGUACGGCUCGGCGCCGCACCACCAGUACCCCGUGUACGGCACCGCCGUCGGCCCGCCGCCGCCGCCGCACCCACACAUCUGGCCGCCCUCCGCGCACUUCCAGCCGCCCGUGGCUUCCUUCGCCAGCUCGGGGUUCCUCAACGGCUUCACCGGUCCCAUCCUCAUCAAGCCGCGUGGCGGCAUGAACCAGCCAAACGUGCGCAACUAUGCGCCGAGACAGAGGAGCCACAACAACCACAACAAACCGCCGAGCCGCCCUUACGUGAAAGCCGACGGCGGCACGGUGGUGCCGCUGUCGCUCGUGCAGACCGCGCCCCCGGACCGCCGCCCGCCCUACGUCGGCGCUUCCAUCGCCGGCCCCCCGCCUCCUCCUCCGCCUCCUCCUCCUCCCUCCGCCGCCGUCUCCGGGCCGAUGGGCGCCCCCCGCAUCGCUUCGCUGCCGCAGCCGCAGCCACCGCCGCAGUCCGUCUCGGCGUCGGCCGCGCCGUCGCUGCACCGCCCCGCGAUGGCCCGGGACGCCGCGGACGGCGAGAGGCGACCGCCGGCGGAGGCGCCGUUCGAACGGCCGCUGCUGGGCCGGCGCGCCGAGCCCUGGGACGCCACAGCCUACGCCAGGCCUGGGCGAGGGAACUACUUGGAGAGGAGAAAGGACGAGACUGUGAUGGCUCCCCGUCCUCACGCCACAGCCGCCCCUGUGGAGGCCUUGCCGGAACCUCGGGGCCCAGCGGAGGAGGCGACCGAGCGGAAAGACCGGGCGGACGCCCUGGGACCGCCGGCAUCCAUCGCUACCGCCGCCAUCACCGCCACCGCGGCCGUCACCGCGACGCCGACACCUGCCCUCCCGCCAGCCAGGGGCCCGCCCGUGGAGGAGAAGGCCGCGGCGGCCUCGCCGCUGUCCGUGCCCACCGUGACCACGACCCCGCCGCGCCUGCCCUUCUCCCUGCCCUCGGGGCGACUCGACCAGCCAGCGCGCACCACCCCACACGCCGCCGGAGACGCCAAGAUCACGGUGGCGGCGGUGCCACCGCAGCCGGCGCCAGCCAAGCCGGACGAGACCCCCGUCUCCCGGCCCGGCGACACGGGGGCCGCGCCGCCGCCUCCGCCGCCUCCUCCUCCUGCGCCGCUGCUGCUGCUGGCGCCCACGCCGGCCUCGCCGGCGCCCGCCCACCCCCCGCCGGCGCCAGGCCCCCAGUGGGGGGCACGCGAGAUCCCGUCGGCGAUUGCGCCCAGGGAGGAGCCCCGGGGCGGCGCCGGCACGGCCGCUCCUGCGCCGGCCGGGCCGGCUCCGACGGCGUCUCCGCCGGCGCCCGCCCUCGUCGCUCUGAGCAAGCAGCCGGCGCCCGCCGCCUCUGAGGGGAAGAAGCUGAGCUACGCCGACGUGUGCAAGCGGCCGCCCAAGGAGGCCCCGUCAGGCGCGCCGCCGGUGCCGCCGGAGGCCGCCGCCGCCCCUGCUCCGACCCCUUCGGCCACGGCGACGGCAACCGCCGCCGACAAGGGCCCGCACGGCACCCGCGACGACGGCAACGCCGAGAACGGCCCCGCAGCGGCGGCGGCGGCCUCGGGAGCGCACGACUCGGACGGCCUUCCCGUCGAUUCUCCUGGAGGAGGCGAGGGCAGAGCGAGGCAGAGCGGCGGCGCCGGGAUGGACGGCGACCGCGGCGGCGGAAGCCCAACUCAAGGGCGCUACCACCGCGAACCGCGCGGCCGCAAUCCCGGCUGGGGCCGCCGCUACCCGUUCCACCCGCCCGCCCGCUACCCCACGGCCCGCCGCAACUACCCGCGCUACAACGAGCGCUUCGGCGGGCAGCAGCUGCCGGCCGCCGGCGGGGGCGGCAGCGCCGCCACCUCGGGUUCGACCGCGGGCGGCUUCGCCGAUUGACGGGCGCGCAAGCGGCAGAGCGAGAGAGCGGCGGGUGCCGCCACCGGGGGGGGCGAGCGGGGCGGACGUCGCCCGACACCCCCCCCCCCCACCCUCGGCUCGGAUGGUCGACCAUGGGCCGCCCGCCACCACGCGCCUCUCUUCGAACCCGGCAGCCGAUUCCUGCCUCCGUGUGGGGGUGGGCGGGGGUGAGGAGAACUGUAGCCACCCAGGCCUAAGCGGGGUCAGCACUGCCUGGCGCUUUCCUGUUUCCUGCGCCGCCAUCACCUUCUUACGCGUCUUCUUUGCCGAAGCGACAACUUGCCGGCGGCAGCGGCUGCUCUCCGCCCCACCUCCCUGCUGCUGCUGCUGAUGAUGAUGAAUUUCGGGUGGAUUCGAGGAGAAGCUAGGGUUGGAAAAAUACACUUUUGUUGCAUUUUUUUAAAUUUGUAUUCCUUGUUUCCGAUUCAGCUGUAGUAUGGUUGGUGCAUUUCGCACGCUGCGAGGUUGACAAGGGACGAUUGUUUUUGUUGCGCCGCCUCCCAGGAUAGUGUUCGUUUGAUUUGUCUCUUGCGCGUGCAAGGAUCGGAUGACGUUCGUUUUCUUUUCGUUUUUACUCGCGAAGAUCAAUUUGCUCUUGCUUCCUUUUAGCGGUCCCUUUAAGUUUUUAAUGUUCACGUAGAAUCGCUAGGGUGCGCCGAAGUACGGAGAGCAGCAACCUGCGACGAAAACAACAAAACCAACAAAAAACGCUUUGAAAAAAAAUAUAAAAGUAAAAAAAUGUGUACAUAGGACAGCGCUACUGCGGGCCUGUGGAGAAGAAAAAGUGUUUGCCCGAGCAAUGGGAACGGCGAUCGGCACCGCAGAGGUGCAUCGGCUAGCGGAGCGAAUCGCAGCACGUUUUAAUUCUCGUAAAUGUUCUUAGUUGCUUGGGCUAAUGUUCAACACUUUGUUAUAACUUAAAGGAAAAUGUUAUUUUUUUACAUGCGAUGUCGAUUGCAAAAAGAGAGAUGAUUUUAUCGUUUGAUUCAGGAUACUCUUUAAAUUUCUUCGGUUCGAUCGUCCUUUCAUUGCGUGCGUACUUUUAUUUUAGUUUUUUUUGCAUUUCCUUAAGUGCCUUGACCCUUUGUGCGAUCCGUAAGCCGGGGCGGGCGAGGCCGCGACCUUGCCUUCACGUGCAGAUGCCCCGCGGGAAGUUAAAACAAAACAACAAAAAUAUAUAUUGUUAUUAUCAUCAUCAUCUACUUUUCACAUUUUUAUUUUUUAAUGAUUUUUGUUCCUUUCGGCUUGUUAGUUGAAAACAAAAUCAAGUUUUAUUUUUUAAAUCGCUUCCGAACGCGCUAAUUAAUCCGCCUCUCUUCGCGCCUCGCCCAAUCAGUGUGGCCUGUAAUUAUUUUGCUUGUUUUAAUGUUUAAAACGUUAGGCCUGGACGCGACAGCAGAGCCACCUCCUCCGCUUGAGCAGCGUGCCGCCCCUCCCCCCCCCCCCCCCCCCCACAACCUUAACCCCAGCAGCUCGCUCGAGUUUUAUGUGCAAUAACGUGGUGGACAAUCACGCCUGGGGGCGACGCAGCAGCGGGAGAGACGCAAACACGCGCUGGAGACGGGAGGGGCGGGACGCGGGGCAGCCGAACAGCACGGAGCGGAAGAUCUGGUUGCUCGGGUAACUAAGCCAUAACUGGACGUUCUUACUACUUGAAAACCGAAGCAGAGCUGUUGAACCGAUUGGACUCUCGAACAGACCCUCGAUGUAAAUAGGCGAGCGGGCGGGCGUUGUUGGCGAUGUACACGGAGCGCGCGGUGUGAUGCGGUGUUGAGCAGGCUGCUGCAACUUGCCUUAGAUUGCUUCGGCUUUGGCUCCCCAACAGAGUUUGGGGGGGGGUGGCCAGGAUUUAUCGACCGGCCUGGAUGUCGCGGUGGAAGCGUUAAACAAAUCCACCUCUGUCCUUGACGCGUGGCAGCGGCCGUAGCUCUAACCCUCGCGCUGGCGUUGACGCGAACGCUCGUAGGCCCCACCGCCACCUUACACCGGAUGCUCUCCAGGACCCUCCAGUGUAUGCCUGGCUGUAAUAUCCUGACCCUGCCAUGACUUUAACCGCAAACCCGAACACUAACAGCGUCACGCGCGAGUGUGGGCCAGCGACCCGGUGCACUCUGACCUCCCCCUCCCACCCCUGAGAGCGGUGAUCCUCGUCACGGCCACAAGACGGGCGUCGGCGUUCCGCUGUAACGACGUGGCGCUGUAACGACAUUGUGUGCGCGCUGUCUUGCCGGUGUUGUCGUUGCUGUUGUGCGCGGUGUGGAGAGAGAGCACGAAUGAGCGUGCAAGUAAGAGUGACGUUGGGUUUAAGGAUUGCCUGAGAGGAGGGUGUCCUGGAAGCGCGUAUGGCAGAGCUUUAGCGUCGGGGAAACGGUCGUGUGUGUCAUUUAAAUUUCUUAGCUACUCGAAACUUUCUAAUCAAUUAUCCGGCAAAAGCACCUGGCGGGGACCUCGCCUUGCAUGUCGAUCGUCGCCGGUUGAUCCUAGCCCCUCGGCAAGUGCCGCUUGACGUGCUGGCGUACCGCCGCCGGGCUCGCCGUGACCCACCAGGCCGAACAAGGAUCCCCUUGCGAGUCGCCCCGUCGUCUCGCUUCUCUGCCCCCCCCCCCCCCCGCUGACCGUCGGCGGCUCUGCAACCGACGCGAAGAGCCGCCGACGCCGCUGUGGCUUCCGAGGUUUCGACGCGAUCUCUCUCGGCCGUUUGUGCCGGGAACGCCGCUGCGACGGCGCAGUUUAGGUUGGUGGAGUGGGAAGCGGGGGG